Carica papaya (papaya) is the source of this 2194-nucleotide messenger RNA. RefSeq names its product Purple acid phosphatases superfamily protein. Gene Ontology annotation, molecular function: metal ion binding; acid phosphatase activity. NCBI's taxonomy places the organism in Eukaryota, Viridiplantae, Streptophyta, Magnoliopsida, Brassicales, Caricaceae. The record is from RefSeq and is a predicted model, not a curated record.
AGUUGACUCCUCCCUUAAGAUCCGCAAUGUAAUCGAAUCUUCUUUUAGCAUAUACUGAUGCUCUCCUGUAUUUCUUAGAUAAUAAUUAUCAAAUCCCAUUCGAUUUUAAAUGAUCGAUCACCCGCUCCUGAUAUCCACACCUUCAACUUUUUACAACCUUUUUGCACACUUGAGUUUGUACAGGCCCUUGGCAAGAUGAGGGAUUUCAGGUUGAUCUUGGCUGUUCUGUUAGUUCUUGCAAUAUGUCAAGAGGCCAGGUCAAAUGGGGAACAGCCUCUAUCUCGAAUUGCUAUUCAUAUGGCAAAAUCUGCUCUAGAUGACCGCGCUUAUAUUAAAGCCUACCCUACAGUUCUUGGAUUGAAGGGUCAAAAUACAGAAUGGGUGACAGUGAAGUAUAGCUUUCCGAACCCAUCAGUUGAUGAUUGGAUUGGAGUAUUUUCUCCUGCCAAUUUCAGUGCUUCCAUCUGCCAAGCAGAGAAUCCAAGAGUUAAUGCUCCUUUACUGUGUUCUGCACCUAUAAAGUAUCAGUACGCGAAUUACAGUACUCCUGACUAUAAAGAUACCGGAAAAGGAUUCUUGAAGCUUCGGCUGAUUAACCAGAGAUCAGAUUUCUCUUUUGCAUUAUUCUCUGGUGGCUUGUUGAAUCCUAAGUUGGUGGCAUUAUCAAACAAAGUAGCCUUCAAAAAUCCAAAUGCACCAGUCUACCCACGCUUAGCCCAAGGAAAAGAAUGGAACGAAAUGACUGUAACAUGGACAAGUGGAUAUGAUAUUGAUGAAGCAGAACCAUUUGUUGAGUGGGGUCCUGAGGGAGGAGAUCGUCAACACACUCCAGCUGGUACUCUGACUUUUGAUCAUAAAAGCAUGUGUGGUGCACCCGCAAGGACUGUGGGAUGGCGUGAUCCUGGAUAUAUACACACAAGCUUUUUGAAGGAGUUGUGGCCCAAUCAGAUUUACACCUACAAACUGGGGCAUAAAUUGUUCAAUGGUUCUCACAUUUGGAGUGAAGAAUACCAGUUUAGAGCAUCUCCAUAUCCUGGCCAAAACUCUUUGCAGCGUGUUGUUAUUUUUGGUGACAUGGGAAAGGCUGAAGAAGAUGGUUCUAAUGAAUACAACAAUUUUCAACACGCUUCUCUUAACACUACUAAGCAACUCAUUCAAGAUCUAAAGAACAUAGAUAUAGUCUUCCACAUUGGAGAUUUGUCUUAUGCAAAUGGUUAUCUUUCACAAUGGGACCAAUUUACUGCACAGAUUGAGCCAAUUGCUUCAAGUGUGCCUUACAUGAUCGCAAGUGGCAACCAUGAGCGCGACUGGCCAGGAACAGGAUCUUUCUAUGAAAACAUGGAUUCUGGGGGAGAAUGUGGUGUGUUGGCUGAGACAAUGUUCUAUGUUCCUGCCAAAAACAGAGCUAACUUCUGGUACUCCACUGACUAUGGCAUGUUUCGCUUCUGCAUAGCUGACACCGAACAUGACUGGAGAGAAGGAUCAGAGCAAUACAAGUUCAUUGAACACUGCCUGGCGUCAGUUGAUAGACAAAAGCAGCCAUGGCUGAUCUUUCUUGCGCAUAGGGUUCUAGGUUAUUCUUCUGGUGACCUUUAUGCAGUGGAGGGAUCAUUUGCAGAGCCAAUGGGAAGGGAGAGCCUUCAAAAACUGUGGCAGAAAUACAAGGUCGACAUUGCCAUCUAUGGCCAUGUGCACAAUUAUGAAAGGACAUGUCCCAUAUACCAGAACAUUUGCACCAGUAAAGAAAAGAACUAUUACAAGAGCUCGCUAAAUGGGACUAUACAUGUGGUUGCUGGUGGUGGCGGUGCUAGCCUUGCAGAAUUUACAACCCUGCAAACCACUUGGAGUUUAUUUAGGGACUAUGAUUAUGGGUAUGUAAAACUGACUGCAUUCGACCAUUCAAAUCUGUUGUUCGAGUACAAGAAGAGCAGGGAUGGAAAGGUGUAUGAUUCUUUCAGAAUAUCAAGAGAUUACAGGGACAUCCUAGCCUGCUCUGUGGAUAGUUGCCCAAGUACAACACUUGCAUCCUAAUUGAUGUGUACAAAGAAAAAUUAUUGUUAAAAAUCACUUUUUUUAUGAAUAAAAAUAUUUAUCUUGUAGCAUGUUUUGUUAUUUGUUUAGUGAUGUUUUGUACUCUUUCUUUUUCUUAACAUCAUAAUUCCUAAGUUUAUGAGACAAUUAUCAAAUUCUACAA